Molecule: messenger RNA, 1793 nt
Organism: Stereum hirsutum FP-91666 SS1
Lineage: Eukaryota; Fungi; Basidiomycota; Agaricomycetes; Russulales; Stereaceae
Exons: 4
Coding region: 1-1524 (507 amino acids)
Source: RefSeq, a predicted model, not a curated record
AUGGCUAGUCUCGCUUUCACAGCAUCGUCGCACAGUCUCGUGGCUAGGGGCUCCUCAUACCAGCCCUCAGAGAACACUCGACAAUUUGUGAUUGAAACGGUCGCAAACGCUAAGCGCUUUCGCAGCGCGACACGUUCUGUCUACACCAACCCGGUCCAGGGAUCCCCAGGCGCCUACGGGUACCACAGAGAUAGAGAAACUCCAUCUCCUGUUCACGAUACUACCGACUAUAACUGGCUGGCGCGUUCUACCCCACCUCUCCCCCUUUCACCUCGCCAAGACCACCCAUCGGCAGUCCCUCUCGAGAAUCUUCGGAAUUGGUGUGCUCUAACCCAUUCCCAAUGGAGAGACUCGGAGGGUCGCGUGCUGAAGUAUAAUGCCGUGCAAGAAGCACACGUCGUGAGCAGAUCAUUGAACCCAGACGAUAAAGCUCGUUUGCAAGUGGCUUGGGGCCUCGUGCCGGGAGACUUUGAUUUCGACGGUCCGCUUAACACAAUUCCAUUACGCGCGAAUUGGCACACACUCUUCGACAAGAAGAGCUGGGUGCUUGUUCCCACAAGGGCCAUGAUGGGCAGUAUCGCGGACGCGGCAGAAGACGUUUUGUUUGAUCAGGGUGCUAGGAGUGCCGCUGAUGCCAGUUACCCUUUGCUGAGAGAAGAUGGGAAGCUCAUAUACAAGAUCUAUCAAUAUAAGAUAGCACCUUUUGGCCGUUCAAUCCCGAGCGACCUCAUUCGUAUGCAGUUCAAGAAGGGCAAACAGCAUGUCGAGCUGGAUAAAAAGACCCAAACCGUCUACAAGACGACCGAAUUUGAGCGCUGGCCAACUGUAUCAUCGACCGUCCAUCCCUUCGCGAUAAUAUGGAAAGCCGUCACCGAGUUUGGGAUCGACACAGAACUAAAUCAACUCCACGUCGCAGAGCAUAUUCCUCUCAUGAUGCAGCUUCGGGAGAUUUAUAAACGCUGGAUGAAGUACGCUGAUGACCAUAGUCAUCUCUUGUUGCCCGAGCAGCUUGAUCGCGACCCUUCUCCCCCGUCCAAUCGCGGCAGUCGCAGAUCAAAAAAGUCCUCCAACCGAAAACGUCAGCGCACGGACAGCGAUGACGGCUCCGUUGGCGAUCGACCCAAGAAACGCACACUUCCUUCUAAGCGUGAUCGAAACGAGCCCGGCGAGGUCGACCGCGUUCCCAGCCUGGUCUUCCCCUCGUCAGAAUUCUGUAGUCUAUCUUCCUACCAUCUAGAAUCCCCGAGUCUCAUUGAUCGUCCAGUGCGUGUGGCGCCAGAGGUCGAGGAGGACUCCGACGACGACUACGAGGAACAUCGCCCUUCGGCCCUCCAGCCACAGAGGAAGUUCAACAUCGCUGAUUGGGCGAAGACGGCCUCGGUGCAGUCAGAGUCGGUCAUGGAAGCCGAAUGCCCCUCUGAUCCCAACGUUUCGGAGCAGCCACGGAAACCUCCUCGCGGACCGUGGAAGCUUUGGCCCCCUGCUUAUAAAUUAUCGGGUUGCGUUGGGAGUCGACUCAGUUGAUGGUUUGGUGACUUGUAUAACGCGUCUUGCUGUCCUUGCUUUUGCUAUUCGUCUGCUUUAACAUGUUUUGUUUACACUCAUGGUUUGUUAUCUCCCUAAUCCUCGCCCGCGAUUCUUUUCAUUUCGGUCAACAAUACUAUACAACAUUCCUCGCGGUUCGUCUCCGAGUCAUUCUCAUUGCACAAACUGUCCUGUAGCGCGAUAUCUUCCUCUCGCUUGAGAGAGCUCCCUCAGGAAUCCUCUUAGCUAUAUCCAUCAUUGCGUUCUGU